Messenger RNA from Gorilla gorilla gorilla (western lowland gorilla), 1248 nucleotides. It is a transcript of the gene C4BPB, whose product is annotated as complement component 4 binding protein beta. The transcript has 6 exons. Bases 429 to 1184 code for a protein of 251 amino acids. NCBI's taxonomy places the organism in Eukaryota, Metazoa, Chordata, Mammalia, Primates, Hominidae. The record is from RefSeq and is a predicted model, not a curated record.
GCCAGAGUUACAGAAGUUGGACUGUAAACAUUGGCAACUAUUGACAGAAGUCAAGGUCAUGGCAAGACCAUUUGGCCCAUGUUUGUUGGGGAAGGAUAAGCCUGCGGUUCAAAAAGACUGGUCAACUGGAUUUGCAUUCCCAGAAACCAGGAAAUUUCUGAAACUGAGUUUUAAACCUGGCAACUCUUUUACCAUCCCUUUGUAUUUUUGCAGUUCCUCCCUAUACCAGCUUCCUUACAGCUGUUCUGAUUUCCUGUCGUAAGAUUUUUUCUUUUCAUUUUCUCCAGGGAGGGUAAAUCAAUAUAACCUCUUCUCUAGAGAGGAGGUGGUUAGGUUGGUCUUAAGCAGUGUUAGAAGAUCUAUUUUUUUUCAAACCAGGUGUCUGAGCUGGGUAAAUUCCAGCCUGGGGAGAGGACUUUGAUCACCAGAUGUUUUUUUGGUGUGCGUGCUGUCUUAUGGUUGCGUGGCGGGUUUCUGCUUCAGAUGAGCACUGUCCAGAACUUCCUCCAGUGGACAAUAGCAUAUUUGUCGCAAAGGAGGUGGAAGGACAGAUUCUGGGGACUUACGUUUGUAUCAAGGGCUACCACCUGGUAGGAAAGAAGACCCUUUUUUGCAAUGCCUCUAAGGAGUGGGAUAACACCACUACUGAGUGCCGCUUGGGCCACUGUCCUGAUCCUGUGCUGGUGAAUGGAGAGUUCAGUUCUUCAGGGCCUGUGAAUGUAAGUGACAAAAUCACGUUUAUGUGCAAUGACCACUACAUCCUCAAGGGCAGCAAUCGGAGCCAGUGUCUAGAGGACCACACCUGGGCACCUCCCUUUCCCAUCUGCAAAAGUAGGGACUGUGACCCUCCUGGGAAUCCAGUUCAUGGCUAUUUUGAAGGAAAUAAUUUCACCUUAGGAUCCACCAUUAGUUAUUACUGUGAAGACAGGUACUACUUAGUGGGCGUGCAGGAGCAGCAGUGCGUUGAUGGGGAGUGGAGCAGUGCACUUCCAGUCUGCAAGUUGAUCCAGGAAGCUCCCAAACCAGAGUGUGAGAAGGCACUUCUUGCCUUUCAGGAGAGUAAGGACCUCUGCAAAGCCAUGGAGAACUUUAUGCAACAAUUAAAGGAAAGUGGCAUGACAAUGGAGGAGCUAAAAUAUUCUCUGGAGCUGAAGAAAGCUGAGUUGAAGGCAAAAUUGUUGUAACACUGCAGCUGAGCAGAUGUAAUAGAAAUAAACCUAUGAAUAAAUUUUCUUCUUGGUUCUGAAA